UAAAAACUCCAUUAUUCGAGACUAGACCAUAAUUGUUUUUUCUUCUUUAGAGGAACAAAAAUUGUGGAGCAAAACCCGCAUUGAAUGCCACGCGAUGUGGUGUUGUGAGCCAUUGUCUCUGCCACAACUGAGCUGACUUUAGCAUUGCCUGCUCCCUGCUCACUCUUCCUUGAGUUAAUGCUCUUGCUGUCACCUUUUAACUCUUUGGCAUGGAAGUAAUUGGAACUUUUAUGUUUUUGAAGGCUACCCUUUUACACCUUUCAGGUCAGCAUCCUCUCUCUCACUCCUUCUUUUCUAUAUAUGCAAACCAGGACCAACUAAUCCUUUACCUUAGACCCUAGUCUUAAAAGUUUCCAAGGAGAAAAUAAUAAUAAUAAUAAUAAUAACAAUAAAGAAAUGGGGAGACCACCUUGUUGUGACAAAGCUGGUUUGAAGAAAGGUCCAUGGACUCCUGAAGAAGACAUCAUCUUGGUAUCUUAUAUUCAACAACAUGGUCCUGGGAAUUGGAGGGCUGUUCCUACAAAUACAGCGUUGCAUAGAUGUAGCAAGAGUUGCAGGCUUAGAUGGACUAAUUACUUAAGGCCUGGGAUUAAGAGGGGAAACUUUACAGAUCAUGAAGAGAAAUUGAUAAUCCACCUUCAAGCUCUUUUAGGCAACAGAUGGGCUGCAAUAGCUUCUUACCUUCCUCAGAGAACUGACAAUGACAUUAAAAACUAUUGGAACACUCACUUGAAAAAGAAGCUGAAGACGAUCAAUGGCAGUGAAAGUUAUUCUAGAGAAGGGUUUUCAUCAGAAAAACACCAAAUUUCAAGAGGCCAAUGGGAGAGAAAGUUGCAGACUGAUAUCCAAAUGGCUAAACAGGCUUUAGCUGAUGCAUUGUCACCAGAGAAAUCAAGUGGUUUAGCUUCAAAACCAAGAGGAUAUGCAUCAAGCACUGAGAAUAUAGCUAAGUUAUUGAAGAAAUGGAUGAGAAAUCCACCAAAACCUGUUUCAAGUGAUAAUAUGGGAGGGAUUGGGACUCCAUGGAAGGAACACAAAAGCAGCAACAGCAUUGAAAUGUCUGAGGUUUUUGAGUCAUUGGAAGUGUUUGAAUCAUUUGAUUCUUCAAAUUCUGAUUUCUCACAAUCUUUGUCACCUGAUCAAGCAAGCCUUUUCCAAGAUGAAAGUAAACCAGAUGUGAAUGAACUAGGGCAACUCACAUUGCUUGAGAAAUGGCUUUUUGACGAUGGUGCAAGUCAAGGGAAAGAUGACCAGCUUAGUGAUAUCAAACUAGAUGGAAAUGCUAUUUUUUUCUAAAAAUGAAAUGGGGGAAUUGUUUUACAGACUUUUUUUGGUGGAUUCUUUUGGUCUUAGCUUAUUUUUUUUUGCUAUAGAUCUUGUUCAAUGAAGAUAUCUUGCAUUUUAAUUAUGAGAUGAA
Messenger RNA from Gossypium arboreum, 1417 nucleotides. Its product is annotated as myb-related protein 306-like. Bases 397 to 1296 code for a protein of 299 amino acids. Gene Ontology annotation, biological process: response to auxin. The transcript has 3 exons. Lineage: Eukaryota; Viridiplantae; Streptophyta; Magnoliopsida; Malvales; Malvaceae. The record is from RefSeq and is a predicted model, not a curated record.